Messenger RNA from Oryza brachyantha (malo sina), 330 nucleotides. RefSeq names its product protein RALF-like 22. Bases 1 to 330 code for a protein of 109 amino acids. The record is from RefSeq and is a predicted model, not a curated record. NCBI's taxonomy places the organism in Eukaryota, Viridiplantae, Streptophyta, Magnoliopsida, Poales, Poaceae. The transcript has a single exon.
AUGGCUGCCGCCGCUGCAACCUCCGUCGCGAUCUCUCUCGCCGCCGUCGUCGUGGUGCUGGCUAUGGUGGCGUCCCCUCCGGCGGCGUCGGGGAUGCCGGCGACCGGCAUGGACCUCGGGUCGUCGCCAGCGGGCUCCGGCAGCCGCCGCGCGCUGCUCUGGAAGGCCGCCGACGGCGGGUACAUCAGCCACCACGCCGUGCUGCACCCGGACCGCGUCCCGUUCAUGAGCAUCCCCGCCGCCAGCUACUACCACGGCGCCGCCGGCGGCGGCGCCAAGCCCAACCCCUACCACCGCGGCUGCACCAUCCUCACCCGCUGCCGCGUCUAG